ACACAUAUAAAGUGUAAGUCAAAGGUCUGACGAAUACAACUAUAAACCAAGCUUUGUAGAGACUGUUGCUUUUCCGUAUAGUCUUUUCAAUGUCCGACAUAAUGGCGUCUUGUGACGACGUGAGGGAAAAUGUGAAGAAGUACUAUGGCAGCCGACUGGAGUCCUCUUGUGAUCUGCAAACAAGUGCUACCUCCUGCAGUAAGUCUUGCCGGCCACUGCCCACAAGUGUCAAGGAUGCACUGAGCCAGGUUCACCCAGAGGUAACAAAAAGAUUCUUCGGCUGUGGUCUUCCCUUCCCAGCGAAGCUCGAGGGCUGCAGAGUCCUGGACCUCGGCAGCGGCUCUGGCAGAGACUGUUAUGCCUUCAGUAAACUCGUCGGGCCGAGCGGACAUGUGACAGGGCUCGAUAUGACUGAAGAGCUGAUCACAGCAUCUCGUCAGUACAUUGAGUAUCAUCAGAAGACGUUUGGCUAUGAGAAGCCCAACAUCACCUUUGUCCAGGGGUACAUGGAGAAGCUCAGUGAAGCUGGCAUACAGAGUGACUCGGUGGAUAUUGUGUUAUCCAACUGUGUCAUCUGCUUGUGUCCUGAUAAAAGGGCAGUGCUACAGCAAGCUUACAACGUCCUGAAGGAGGGAGGUGAGCUGUACUAUAGUGACAUGUAUGCAAGCAAAGUCGUUCCUGAUCACAUGAAGGAAGAUCCAGUCCUAUGGGGUGAAGGAAUGGGCGGUUCUCUGUUUUGGCAGGAUCUCAUUUCGUUGGUACACAGCAUAGGUUUCAGCACUCCACAUCUUGUUUCAUCCAGCCACAUUGUGAUCUACAACAGUGAGCUCAAAGCAAAAGCAGGUGAUGUCAGCUAUGCUUCGGGCACAUACCGGCUCUUUAAGUUGCCCAAAAGUCCAGUCGUGUCCGGGGCGACCGUGAUCUACAAAGGAACUGUGGCAGAUUUCCCAGAUCAGCUAGACUUUGAUUCCUCCCACUGUUUCAAGAAAGACGUGGCGGUGGCAGUGAAUGGAGAGAUGGUAUCAAUCCUCCAGAGCUCUCGUUUCUCCACGGAUUUCAAAAUCCAGGCAUCGGAUCAACCAGAGUCUGACUUAGAGUCAACACCGAAGUACUGCCACCUCAACCCAUUUCUGCUGGCGGACAAACUGGGAUCUUCAGUGAAACAAUGCUCCAAAACGAGCAAAUAAAGAUGUAGCUGAAUCCUGAGAAAGGAGAUUGUUCUGCACACAUUAUGGAACUGAAAUAAGAUCAUAACAUGCAUUUUAAAAGUUCAUAACAUUAGAGACUAUUCUAUGCUUGUUGUCACCAAGUUUUGUUAUAUUGGUAAUUUGUCAAGGUUUAGUUGUUUUACAAGAUAGUGCUGAGAGUUAUAUAAUAAAUAAGUCUGAAAAUACUAAAAUAACAUUUUGUAGUAAUUGUUUUAACUUUUGAUGCUUUAAUAUACUAGAGUAAAGGAACAAGCUAAAGGUUCUGUGUACAAAUGACAAUAAAAGCAUCUUGCCAGUG
Molecule: messenger RNA, 1506 nt
Organism: Anoplopoma fimbria (sablefish)
Lineage: Eukaryota; Metazoa; Chordata; Actinopteri; Perciformes; Anoplopomatidae
Exons: 10
Coding region: 90-1187 (365 amino acids)
Biological process (GO): arsonoacetate metabolic process; toxin metabolic process
Cellular component (GO): cytosol
Molecular function (GO): arsenite methyltransferase activity
Source: RefSeq, a predicted model, not a curated record